AUUUUGACCAGACGCGACUUUCAAUCGACCGAAGCAUCGCAACAACCCACCCCACCACCCUCGAACCAUCUCAAUUACUUCGGUGGAUUGUCGCUUCAUACGUCGAAUUGCAAUAAUGUCCCAACAACCGCUGUCCUCGGCCGUCCAGCCGACCGACAUCUACGGAGGAGAUGAGGUCUCCGCCCUGGUUCUCGACCCAGGCUACUGCAGUACCCGCGCCGGAUUCGCUGGCGAAGAUGUCCCCAAGUCCGUCUUCCCGUCCUUCUACGGCCGUGUUGGCUCCUCCGAUACCCCGACGACCGUCUUCGGCGACGAGUGCCUGAUCCCCCGGGCCGACCUUGAGGUCCGCAACUACAUGACGCGCGACAGUGUUGUCGAGGACUGGGAUGUCGCCAAUAAGCUUUGGGAGCACAUGCUCAUCACACGCCUCCAGCCCGGACGCCCAACUCACCCGUCCAAGAACGGCCUGAAUGAUGACCCCAAGGAGGAAGUCGAGGGAGGCGAGGCCAACGGCGACGUCGACGUGGCCAUGGAGGACGUGGAGUCGCAAGAGAAGGCCCUGCAAGAGAAUCCGCUCCUGAUGACCGAGGCGCCGUGGAACUCUGCAAAGUCUAGAGAAAAGGCCAUUGAGAUUAUCAUGGAGAACUGGGGCUGCCCUGCGUUUUGGCUCAGCAGAACGCCCGUCCUGGCUGCUUUUGCCGCUGGCAAGGCGAGCGCCCUGGUCAUUGACGUCGGCGGCUCCAACACUUCGGUUACAGCUAUCCACGACGGCAUGGUCCUGAAGCGAUCCAUCCAGAAGUCUCCCGUUGGUGGCCUGUGGCUGUCGUCCCAGAUUCGUAGCCUGUGGGAGACCUCAGAGCCCAAGAUCGAGCCCGUUCCUACAUACAUGGUCGAGAGUAAGACCCCCGUCGAUGCAGGCGCUCCUGCUCAGUUCAAGGAACGCAAGUUCGACUUCUCCAUCACCGACUCGUUCCGCGCCUAUGAGGACGACCGUCUCCUUACGGAAUUCAAGGAGUCAGUGGUCGAGACCUGGCGCGGACCCGGCAAGUACGCCGUGCCGCAAAACGAGGAGUUCGCUAAGACGCAACCCGGCCGCGUGUUUGAGUUCCCCAACGGCGCGAAUCAGAUGUGGCGCGAGCAGCGGUACAAGGUCUCCGAGGGCAUGUGGGACGAGACCGCGGCGUUCCCGACCACCAACGAGGAGUUCCGCCUGAACAAGUCGCAGACGAUCCCCGAGCUCAUCCGCGCCGCCCUGAACGCUGUCGACGUCGACCUGCGCCCCAACCUCCUCGGCAACAUUGUUGUCACUGGCAGCACCAGCUUGCUCAACGGCUUCAACGAUCGUCUGAACAACGAGCUUACGGCCAUGUACCCCGGCCUCAAGAUCAAAAUCCACGCGGCUGGUCUCUCCAGCGAGCGUCGCUUCGGCGCCUGGAUCGGCGGCAGCAUCCUGGCUAGCUUGGGUACCUUCCACCAGAUGUGGAUCUCGCGCAAGGAGUACGAGGAGAAUGGUGUCAGCAUCGUGGAGAAGCGUUGCAAGUGA
Molecule: messenger RNA, 1543 nt
Organism: Colletotrichum scovillei
Lineage: Eukaryota; Fungi; Ascomycota; Sordariomycetes; Glomerellales; Glomerellaceae
Product: actin-like protein 4
Exons: 2
Coding region: 116-1543 (475 amino acids)
Biological process (GO): regulation of transcription by RNA polymerase II
Cellular component (GO): NuA4 histone acetyltransferase complex; SWI/SNF complex
Molecular function (GO): chromatin binding
Source: RefSeq, a predicted model, not a curated record